Messenger RNA from Pyricularia pennisetigena, 1593 nucleotides. RefSeq lists its product as uncharacterized. Gene Ontology annotation, biological process: proteolysis. Lineage: Eukaryota; Fungi; Ascomycota; Sordariomycetes; Magnaporthales; Pyriculariaceae. The record is from RefSeq and is a predicted model, not a curated record. The transcript has 6 exons. The coding region runs from base 1 to 1593 and encodes 530 amino acids. Gene Ontology annotation, molecular function: metallocarboxypeptidase activity; zinc ion binding.
AUGCGCUCUCCCAUGUUCGGCUCGGCCCUCUGGCUGGCGUUGGCCGCCACCAGCGUUGCUCAGGUUCAGUAUGGAUAUAACCAACUUGCAGUCCGUCAAGACUCGGAGCUCGUUGCGGCCAACUUCCCGGACGUGGAUGUUGAGUUGCGAUCGCCUGCUUUUCUCGAACCGGCAAGCAUCCCAUCUGGGUUUGCAAAUGGAACCGAGCCGGCGACCAGUCAUAAAGACAUGGAGUCUUUCAUGCAGACACUGGCCGACAAGCAUGACUGGAUGACCUACAACGUCCUCAAUUUCACAUCCGAGGAAGGCCGAAGCUUCCCCUACAUUCACUUGUCAUCGCCGGCUUCCGCAUCCACCAACAAGGUCCGUGUCUGGUACCAGGGAUCGGUCCACGGCAAUGAGCCUGCUGGUGACCAAGGUGCAUUGGCCUUCCUUGGCAAGCUCGAUGCCAACGCCACCUAUGCCGCGUCAUUGCUCGAUCGCCUCGAGAUCUUUGUGCUGCCACGGUAUAACCCGGACGGCAACUACUACUUCCAGCGCACCCUGGCUACCAACUAUGACCCCAACAGAGAUCAUGUCAAGCUGGCGAGGAUGCAGACGCGGCAGAUCAAGGAAGUGUUCUCCAAAUUUGAUCCACAUAUCAGCAUCGACGCGCAUGAAUACGGAGCGGCCACCAGGUACCUCGGUUACGUGCCUGCCUCCGACGGUCUCUUCUCUGCCGCCAAGAACCUAAACAUCCACCCUCUGAUCCGCAACAUGUCCGAGUCGGUCUUUGCGCCCGCGAUCGGCGCCCACAUGGAGUCUCUGGGCCUGCGCUGGGAGCCCUACGUCACGGGCUCGGCCUCCAACGGCGUCAUCAACCUUGACGAGGCCGGCACCGACGCCAAGAUCGGUCGCAACAACAUGGGCCUGAGCCAGGCCAUCACCUUUUUGACCGAGACGAGGGGAAUCUACCUGGCCGACCAGCAGUUCCAGCGCCGCACCGUUGCCAGUCUGGCUAUGGCCGAGGCCAUCAUUGAUACUGCGGCUGAGAAGGCCGCCGAGGUGCUGGAGGCAGUCGAGGGCGGUCGCGACGACUUUAUCAAGUCCAAUGCGCCGGUGGUGAUUACCGACUUUUCGGAUGUCAUCGACAGGCCUUUCAAAUUAAUCGACAUCAACAACGGGAGUGUGGUCCAAGUCCCCGUCCGCUUCGCAUCCACAACUCCCGCAAACGCCAAUCUCACCCGUGCCCGCCCUGAGGCUUACCUGAUCCCUCCGGCCUGGGCAGACCUCGCCGAGCGUAUGCGCGUGUCGGGGCUGGAGGUCACCACGCUGUCGGACGGCUACGCCGGCGCCGCCGAGGCGCUGACCAUCACGUCGGCGACCAUUGCGCGCUCGUACUACGAGGGCGUCAUCAGGGUGACCACCACAACCAACACCACCACCAAGGACAUCAAGCUGCCGCCCGGCUCGUUCUCCGUGUCAACGAGGCAGAAGAAUGGCGCGCUGGCCAUGGUCGCGCUCGAGCCCGAGAACAUCGAUUCGUAUGUCUCGUUCAACAUUGUGCCGGCCGAGGUUGGGGACGAAUAUCCUGUCUACAGAGUCAUGCAAUAG